CUGACCUUUCUGAUCAAGAAGCUGCACAGAACAGUUACUUUCCCACAAAAGUAGUCCCUAUUUUUAUACUUGCAUUUUAUAUGCUUUUGAACUGCUAGGUUGGCAGAAGCUGGGACUCAGUCUUAGCCACUAAGCCACGCUCUGUUGUAUAGCAAUGAUCUAAAGUAGUCUUGCCCCUCGUGUGAUAAUUGACAUGCUGAAAAUAUUUUGGUAGCUCUUUCCUUAAGUUACAUUGGUUAAAAUAACCUAAAAUAAUUGGAAGAGAAUCUGGGUAUUUAAUUUCAGCCCACAUAAUCUGGUCAGCUAGAGUUCAUAAUGCAUUAUUUACACAAGCUUGUGGGGGAACAUACACAGCAAUUAAGAGAAAUGAGGAAAACUCACAUGGGGAAUAGAAUGGUUUGCAAUUGAUAAUUAAUGUCUCUAAGUCCACAUCACAGAAUUUCUUUAGUAUAGUUAUAUCUUGGGACCAGUGACUGUUAAUAUAUAAACAUAAGCCUCCUCCUUUCUUUUUACCAGAUGUUUUUGCUCUGUCUGCUCUUUGUAACUGAAAUCCUGGGAUAUCCAGGCUGCUAUCAUCAAUUGAUUCAUUUAGCCAGGUUUCUAUGAAGGAGAGAGAGCUGCUGUGUUGUAAACAUCAGACUUGCAUCUGUUUAAAAGACGUAUUUCAUCCAUCAUUUUAGCGAGUGAAUGUAAAUUAGUCAGAAAUAGUGAAGGGAGAGGAGUUUUUAUCCCACUUUUCCGCUUUUACCGCUUCUUCGCCUCUGGCAUCUCCUAUAUUUCUUUGUGUUUAUCCAUUGUUCAGAGGAAGUCCCUUCUUCCUGUGCUAGAAGCUUCUGCAUUUGUAAAGAUAUGGGGGGGGCAGUGUGAAGUCACAGAAAGCUGCCCAACAAAGUUUGUUUGAUGCAUAGUAGUUGGUCUCUUGAGUAUGAAAUCCAUCGUGGGAGUGGGAAGUCCUGGGAGGCUUAUCUUUGCAUGGUGGCAUUGGCAACAGAUGGAGGCAGAGGUGUGGGGAUGAAGGCAUGCCAUCCUGAUGAGCUUUGUGGGCUACAGGCAAGCAGAGUGUGGGUGGGACAGAGUGGGCAGGUGGCCAUGGGACACUUCACACCUCUCGGCUUGCCUGUGGUCCACACAGCAUCAGGAUACCCUGUCUUCCUACAACCAUGCCUCUACCUCUGUCUGCUCCCAGUGCCACCACGUGAAGACGAGCCUCCUGUGGCCAACUGCCUGAUCCAGCAGACCAACUUGGCUUUCCCACAGCCUGCGCAGUGCAUCCAGAUCACCUGCCAUCCCGACCCGCGCCUCUGUCUGCAUCUGCAGCCAGUGCCUUUGUGUGAAAAUGAGCAAUCCAAUUGAGUUGUUAUUGGAAAACCUCUUAGGGAGUGAAAAGCUGGAGUAUCCUUUUUCUUCAUCUUCAAGGUUUUUGGCUCCAGCAAGCACCAUCGCUUUGGAAAGCAAUGGUAUUCAAUAAAAUACUUUACCAAAUCAUAGCUUGAAUAUAGUUAUCCACAUUGCUCAGUUUCAGCAUAACUAUAAUUAGUUGCUAUAAGCGCAAGCAUCUGGUUAGCCACCAGGGCAGAAAUGGCUGCAGUUCAGGCACUUUCCUGAGAUGCGAUUUAGCAUUUGUUCACUGAACAAAUCUUGGGUGAAAGGCCAAUUUUCUUACUUUGGCAAUGAAAUCUCAGGUUAUGAUCAAAUUAGGAGGAAUGUUGUACACCAAUGUUUCUCAACCUUGGCGACUUUAAGUCCUGUGGACUUCAACUCUCAGAAUCCCCCACCCAAAUACUCUGCCACCACAUGACUUCGGCCGACUUUUGAGCGGCGACAAAGAAUAGCGCAUGCGCAGAAGUCCUUUGCCAGGCCCGGAUGUUGAACGGAGGAGAGGAGCGGCGGUCGUUGCCAUAUGAGACGCUCUAGUCAAGAGCAAUAAAGGACGAGGGAUCAUAGUCUUGUGCCUCUCUAGGAAGCAAUCAUAUCUCACCGAGUCUGUGGAAAGCCUGGCGAGCGCGGGAGAUUUUGGCGGGACCGAGUUGCAGUUGCUUUUCGCCUCAGAAGCCCUGAGGGAGCGGAGACCCCGCCCUUUCCCUCCACCCCGCGGUGCGAGUGGGCGUGGGAGGAUCCGCCGUGAGUUAAGGCGGCGGCCUCGGAGGGAGUUUUACACCGUCGGGGCUGCGCUGAAGCCGGAGACCGAAUGGAGGCUGGGUGGUCUCUUCAGGCGGGGAGCGGCGGGGGAAGCGGCGACCCAAGCAGCCUCCCCGAGGGGCCGCGGGCGCUUUGCAGCCGCCUGCACCGACUGUGCCGGGGGUGGCUGCGGCCCGAGCGGAGCAGCAAAGCCGAGAUGCUGGACCUGGUGGUGCUGGAGCAGCUGCUGGCCCUGCUGCCCCCGGAGCUGGCGGGCUGGCUGAGGGAGUGCGGGGCGGAGAACUGCGCCCAGGCGGUGGCCCUGGCCGAAGGUUGCCUCCUCGGCCCCGCAGCCGCCCCGGAUCCCGGAAAGGGGUGGCAGUUGCAGGAGCCAUUUGUGGGUGAGAUCUCAGCAGAGUUUCAGGGAAGAGGGGAUCCAUCCAGUCUUUCUAAAGAGGUUGUUUUCUCAAGGAUCCAAGUAGGAACAACUUGUCAGGACUCUGAUCCUUUUGAGGAUGUGGCUGUGGACUUUACAGAAGAAGAGUGGGCACUGCUGGAUUCUGACCAGAAGGCUUUGUGCAGGGAAGUCAUGCUGGAGCUUUUCAGGAAUAUGGCUGCUCUGUCAGGUGAUGGCCUGGUGAAUGAGAAAGAAAAACAGCCGAGGUUACUGACAUUGCAAAGAGCAGUGUCUACAAAGGAUCAUUCCUUCUCUUUUACUUUAUCUAAAAUACUGAAUAGAAAAUACAAACCACAUACUUUUACAAAAUAUGAGAGGGAUUUCCGUCUAAGCAAAAAAAUGAAACUAUGCAUGCAGUGUGGGAAGAGCUUCAGUACCAAAAGUAAUCAUAGCCAUUGGAGGAUCCACACAAGUGAGAGGCCAUAUAAAUGUCCAGAAUAUGGAAAAAGCUUUUGUCAGAAAGCAGAUGUUAUUUGUCAUAAAAAAAUCCAUAUAGGAGAGAGACCAUAUAAAUGCAUGGAGUAUGGAAAGAAGUGUAUUGACAAUUGUCACCUUACUUUACAUCAAAGGAUCCACAUAGUGGAAAAAUUGUAUAAAUGCAUGGAGUGUGGAAAAAGCUUUCAUUGGAACUCCGAACUUAUUCGUCAUAAGCAGAUCCACACUGGUGAGAGACCAUAUAAAUGCAUAGAGUGUGGAAAACACUUUACUCAGAAAAGACAUCUUAUUGUUCAUGAAAGGAUCCACACCGGGGAGAGACCAUACAACUGCAUGGACUGUGCAAAACAGUUUACACAGAAAGGUCAUCUCAUAUAUCAUAAAAGAAUCCAUACAGGGGAGAAACCAUAUAAAUGCACAGUGUGUGGAAAAACCUUUGCUCAAAGAGCACAACUUAAUGCUCAUAAAAGGAUCCACAUAGGAGAGAGAUUAUUUAAAUGCUUGGAGUGUGGAAAAAGCUUUAAUUGGAGCAGAGGUCUAAUUCUUCAUGAAAGAACCCACACUGGGGAGAAACCAUAUAAAUGCAGUGUGUGUGGAAAAAGUUUUGCUCAAACAGCAUAUCUUAAUGCUCAUAAAAGGAUCCACACAGGGAAGAAACCAUAUAAAUGCCUGGAAUGUGGAAAGAGCUUUUUUGACAGUGGUGACCUUAAUCGACAUCAGAUGAUCCAUAUAGCAGACAAACCAUAUAAAUGCAUGGAGUGUGGAAAGAGCUUUAUUGACAAGUGGCGCCUUACUAUCCAUCAAAGAAUUCACACAGGGGAAAGACCGUAUAAAUGCAUGGAGUGUGGAAAAAGCUUUUGUCGGAAUGCAGAAUUUAUUUAUCAUAAGAGGAUCCACACUGGGGAGAGACCAUAUAAAUGCAUGGAGUGUGGAAAAAGCUUUGCUUGGAAAGGACAUCUUAAUACUCAUAAAAGGAUCCACACAGGGGAGAGACCAUAUAAAUGCUUAGAGUGUGGAAAGACUUUUGUUCGGAAAGGAUGUCUUACUGGUCAUGAAAGAAUUCACACAGGAGAGAAACCAUAUAAAUGCACAGAGUGUGGAAAGAUGUUUGCUAGGUCAGGACAUCUUUAUUCUCAUAAAAGGACCCACACAGGGGAAAGACCAUAUAAAUGCUUGGAGUGUGGAAAAAGCUUUAACUGGAACAGAGAUCUUAUUCGUCAUGAAAGAAUCCAUACUGGGGAGAGACCAUACAGGUGCAUGGAGUGCGGAAAGCAAUUUACUCAGAAAAGUGGUCUUAUUAAUCAUGAGAGAAUCCAUACAGGGGAGAAACCAUAUAAAUGCACAGAGUGUGGAAAAGGCUUUACUCAAAGAGGACCACUUAAUUCUCAUAAAAGGAUUCAUAAAAGGGGAAGAAACCAUAUCAAUGUGUGCAGUGUGUAGAAAACUUUAACAUGACAUUUACUCAUGAAAGAAUGCACAGGAAAAUCCAUAGUGCCUGGAAUGUGGAAAUAAUUUUACUGGGAAAGAACAUCUUACUCAUCAUUAAAGGAUCUCUGCAAGGAGAAAGCCUUCUAAAUGGACAAAGUGUAACUGAGUAGUAGAAACCCAUACCUGACUCAAUGUUAGAGGAUCCACACAGGAGAAAUCAUGUAAAUGCAGGCAGUGUGUAAAUAGCUUUACUCUGGAAGGACACCAUAAUUCUCAUAAAAGAAUGUCCAUAGAAGAACCCAUAGAAAUACAUGGAAGGUGCUUCAGAGCAACUUUUUUGGUCCCAAAUACUGGAAUUCAUUCAGAACAGCGAGGUGUUCCUUUUCCUAGUUUAACCUGCAUUUUUCUUCUCCCUGUUGAAAGAGGGAUGCAAAAUAGGAAUUAAGCCCUUCAGUUUCCUCCCUGUUGCCCAUUACCAUCUUACUAUCUUUUCCAAUUGGAGGACUAAUGGCUUCCUUGACUUCUCUCUUAAUUUACCUAAAGUCUCUAUAUCAGGUGUCAAGCCUGCUACCUAGAUGCCUCAUGUGCUGGCCCUGCUCCUGCUCAGUUUAGCAAAGGGGAAAGUCCUGAUUCCUCAUCCCUGCUCUAUAUGAAACAGAAAUGGAAUACAUAUAUCAAAUUGAGAAAACAGUUCAAUCUGCAGUUGUUUUAAUUUGCAAAACACAUGCUCAUUUUCUUUUCAUUCCUUUUAAGGUUUAGCUAAAGAAAUCUUGCCAUUUCUCUUUGUUAGAGGAGUGAGUUCAGCCUCAGAAAGGCACCAUGUUUUUGAGCAGUUACCAAAGCAAUUAUUUCUCACCACUUGAACCUCCCUACACAUUUUGUGGAGGAAACUCAUUUUAUAGUCUUGGAACCUUAUUAAGAAACUUACUAAUAAAGGGGUCCCCCCUUUUUUUCCAGUAAGGUCAAAGAAUUUGAAAGAAUACAAUAAAUUUUCUAAAAAAAAAAUGGUGACAGUUCACAAAGAUUACUAGGGACCAAUAGAAAAUACACAUUUCCAUAGCAAGGGAAAUUAAACAGGAAUGGUUAAAUUAUUUUAUUCAAAGUUCUUAUUUGGAUAUCACUUCUGGAAUUUGUGCUGGUGAAGAGAAAAUAUGAAAAUUUGACCUUGGUUUUGUUGAUUAGGAAGUUUUGUUAUAGGAAUGGCUCGUUAUAUAUUAAUGUGUAAAAGCAAGUUGAGCUUGGGAUGUGUUGAUCCUGUGCUGUGCUAAGAAGAAUUGGAAAUCAAUGCCUCCUUUUUUUCUUUCAUUUUCUCCUUGUAUAUCACACCCCACUUUCCCCCACUCCCUCCCCCCCCUUAAUUUCCAAUUUCCUUCUUUGUAUUUUAUAUAAUAAAAAUGGUGGGAGGACUUUUAUUAGUUGUAAUUUCCAUGCAGUCUCUUUCCAUGUAUUCUUUUUUCACUGUUAAGCUAUUUAAAUUUAGUAGCUGGAGCAAUGGGGUU
Thamnophis elegans (Western terrestrial garter snake) is the source of this 5937-nucleotide messenger RNA. Its product is annotated as zinc finger protein 678-like. The record is from RefSeq and is a predicted model, not a curated record. Bases 2189 to 4450 code for a protein of 753 amino acids. The transcript is spliced from 4 exons. Lineage: Eukaryota; Metazoa; Chordata; Lepidosauria; Squamata; Natricidae. Gene Ontology annotation, biological process: regulation of DNA-templated transcription.